This is a messenger RNA of Doryrhamphus excisus (bluestripe pipefish), 4767 nucleotides long. The record is from RefSeq and is a predicted model, not a curated record. Lineage: Eukaryota; Metazoa; Chordata; Actinopteri; Syngnathiformes; Syngnathidae.
CUUCCUCUCAAACAGGAAGUGACGUAAGGCUAGAAAAUGGCGUCCUCAAAGCCAAUGGAUCGCCUUGGUUUGUUAGCCGUCUGAUGUUCAGGAGAACUGAUCUCUGGCAGACGGCUAACUCACACCAUGGCAGUAAAUCACAGCAGUCCUCUUCCCUCGUUACGGAAUUGAACCCGGAACUUCAUGUCCGAAGGAACGCGAGCGUCCUGGUGCAAGAGGGGCUUGUUGUGGGGAUUCUCAGCGCGGAGAAGCAGGUAAACAGAAAGAAAGGAAAUGCGUGCAGUCCCAGGGAGGUCAGACAUCAGAAGCUGCGAGUCCUCACUGGGGCUCCAAAAGGUGAUUGCAGCUGACAAGGGAUAUUGCAGGCAUCAGCUGGACACACGGGGGACUGUCCUCUGAUUGCUGGGUUGCAACCACGUGAGCUUGAGGCAGUGCGCGUCCCUUUCUGUGAUCGGAUCGGGGUCAAACAACAACAACUACGACCACAUGCACACUCAAGACGCUGUACAAUGUUUGGCAGAUUGAAGCGAAUAAUGGUGCAUGUCGUUGAAAUUCUAUUUGUUCCAGUUGUGAGUGUGCAUGGCGUGUUGCAUGACGACAUGAAAUAGUUGAAAACAAGGCGAUCAAAGAGCAGUAAAAGCUUCAGACAUAAUGAAUGUAUCGGAUGAAAAUAGUGCUCCAAACACAUCAAUCUGCAUUCUUAGUCAUUCCACAUUGCAUUAUUUAAUGUGUCAAUUGUUUUGUUGCACUUUUUUUUUUAAAGGACUAUUAAUUUAAUCAUUAAUUUGGUAAGAAGCGCAAUCGCGACACUGUUAAUUGCUUCAUAGUAGCCUAAAUUUGACUAAAUGACCGGUCCAUAUUUGCUACUAGAUCCCGUGGCUCUGCCAGAACGCGACUUGAUUUCUGGAAAUGUUUGCUGUAAACAAACAAAGUUCUGUGUUCUCACAAUUUAUCCCCCAUUAUGAUGGACUAUCUUAGUACUACCAGAAAUCCCAGAACGGUUUCCACAUGGUCCACAGUUUGCGCUGACCUUACAUGACUUCUAGCUACGAAUACGCUUAUUUGCCCCCCAUCUUUGUGAGCCUGUGACAACAACAAACGGACGUGACGUCACGUGCAACCCAGCAAUUGGCUCGGACAACCCCCUCUGACAUGCCCGUGGCCAAUCAGAGGUGUGAUAUGUCGGGGGCGGAUGUGGAGGUGUAUCUAUCCCAGGUGCAUGAUGGGAGUGUGUCGUCGGGCUUCCGGGCUCUCUAUGAGGAGCGUCUGCUGCUGGACGUCACGCUCACGAUCGAUGAGCAUCACUUCCAGGCCCACAAGGCACUUCUGGCCACCCAGAGCGACUACUUCCGGGUGAUGUUCACGGCGGAUAUGAGGGAGCGGGACCAGGACAAGAUCCACAUGAAGGGGCUGACGGCGGCGGGUUUUGGGCACAUUCUCCGCUUCAUGUACUAUGGCUCGCUGGAGCUCAGCAUGCCCACUGUGCAGGAGAUCUUACAGGCGGCCAUGUACGUGCAGAUGACUGAGGCGGUGGAGUUCUGCUGCUCUUUCCUCUUGGCUAAGAUCUGUCUGGAGAACUGUGCUGAGGUCAUGCGCCUCCUGGAGGACUUUAGUGUUGGGGUGGAGGGCGUCCAAGAGCAGCUGGACAACUUCCUGCUCGACAACUUUGUUCCUCUCAUGAGCCGACCCGACUUCCUGUCCUACCUCAGCCUGGAGAGACUGCAGGCCUAUCUGAACAGCGACACCCUGAGCCGAUACCCAGAGAUUGAGCUGUAUGAGUCGGUCCAGUCAUGGCUGAGACACGACCGGCGGCGGUGGAGACACACGGACACCAUCGUGCAGUCCAUCCGGUUCUGCCUCAUGACUCCUGCCAACAUCUUUGAGAAGGUGAAGACAUCAGAGUUCUACCGUUAUUCCAGACAGCUGCGUCAGGAAGUGGAGCAGGCCCUCAGCUACUUCCAUGAUGUCAAUCAGCAGCCUCUGGUGGAGACGCGCUCUAACCGCAUACGCUCGCUGCGCCCGCAGACAGCCGUCUUCAGGGGGAUGAUCGGUCACAGCAUGGUCAACAGCAAGAUCCUGCUGCUGCAGCGUCCCAAGGUGUGGUGGGAGCUGGAGGGGCCUCAGGUGCCGUUGCGGCCUGACUGCCUGGCCAUUGUGAACAACUUUGCCUUCUUGUUGGGAGGAGAGGAGCUUGGGCCCGAUGGAGAGUUUCACGCUUCGUCCAAAGUCUACCGCUACGACCCCCGUCAGAAUUCGUGGCUGCGCAUGGCAGACAUGUCUGUUCCCAGGUCAGAGUUUGCUGUUGGUGUUAUCGGAAAGUUUAUCUACGCGGUAGCGGGCCGCACCCGAGACGAAACCUUCUACUCCACGGAACGCUACGACAUCACCGAGGACCGCUGGGAGUUUGUGGACCCGUAUCCCGUCAACAAAUAUGGUCACGAGGGAACAGUUCUUGGUGGGAAGCUCUACAUCACAGGCGGCAUCACGUCCUCGUCCACCUCCAAGCAGGUGUGUGUCUUUGACCCGGGGCGGGAAGCCGGCGGAGGUGGCGGGAGCUCGGACUCGCAGAGAACGCGCGGCGGUCGCGGCCCGCUGCUGCCCGGCUCACACGCCAGCUGCUGGGAGAACAAAUCCAAAAUGAACUACGCCCGCUGCUUCCACAAGAUGAUCUCUCACAAUGGGAAGCUGUACGUGUUCGGUGGCGUGUGCGUGAUCCUGCGAGCGUCCUUUGAGUCGCAGGGCUGCCCGUCAACUGAGGUUUAUGACCCCGACACGGACGAGUGGACCAUCCUGGCCUCCAUGCCCAUUGGACGCAGCGGUCACGGCGUGGCUGUGCUGGAGCGACAGAUCAUGGUGUUGGGCGGCUUGUGUUACAACGGCCACUACAGUGACUCCAUCCUCACCUUUGACCCUGACGAGAACAAGUGGAAAGAGGAUGAGUAUCCCAGGAUGCCUUGCAAACUGGACGGUCUGCAGGUGUGCAGCCUGCACUUCCCAGAGUAUGUGCUGGAGCAUGUCAGACGCUGCAGCUGAGGUCUGCUUGCCAGAGGACCUCCUUUUUAUCAUUUAGAAGUGUUCUCCUAACGAGAGGAGCUCUUGGCUACCAUGGUGGAAGCGCAGCCUCGGCGCCGCUCAAGGCCCCCGGAGCACAGUUUGGAGUCAUCAGGGUUCUAAACACUUUUAGCUUUUUUUUUUUUUUUAAGAAAAGAUGAGGAAAAAAAUGGUCUGAUUCUGCUGGUUCCUGUUUUGGACUGUGCUCAGUUUUCUGUUCUCCACUCGUACUCAACACACUGGAAGCUCAACUUGGACUCCACAACCUCAAGUCGUCAUCAGGCCGGCAGCAUCCUUUAUAUGUCAUCAAUACGCCGGUAGAAACCAUCAGCAGAACAACCUGACUCUCUGAAUGAGGUUUGAACGAGUGCAGCUACUUUUCUACUCUCCUCACGUGCACACGCCAUACUGGUAGUAUUAGCAGAUGUUUGGGCUUCCGCUGCGUCCCAGUGACACGCAACACAUUGCACGUGCCACUCGGACGAUUAGGAUGUGUAAACACAAGUUCAAGUCCACUCAUCGACAUUCCCCGGAUCCUUGUGGUUCUCCGUGUUUAUUUUGAAGAAUGUUUUCAUGGGAAGAUGCGCAGUCGGUGUUUGCCCACCAGCAGUCGACCUUGUCGUGCUUUAGGGCCAUCCAGCUCGGUUUGUUUAUUUGUGCAAAGGGCUCAGCACAUCCUGAUGCAGUGUUUUUUUCUUAUUUAUUUCGCAAGCUAUGCAGUAAGUGCGUCGGGUUAUUUAUUUGUAGGAGUAGAUUGAAAACAAGGAGGCUUUUUUUGUUUUGUUUUGUUUUUUUGCCCAUCAGGGCUUGCACAUUAUGCGGUUGUUUUAGGACCCCAACCACUGGGGGGGGGCACAUUCAAGUGGAAUUUGGACCUUUCAAUUUUGAUUAGCAACUUAACUUAAAGACUGAAACAAACAAAAUGUUAUUUAGAGCCACAAAAAGCCUAGACUGUUGCCAAUAUGCCUCCUCAUUUAUUUUUCAUCUCAUUUGGUCAAAUCCUGAGAUUUAGGAAGAAAGAUGAUACUGUACAGAAAAGUCAUCUUAACAGCUUUCACGAAUAGCUUUUCACACAGGCUGUUUUGUAACCAUGGUGAUGUCUCAGCAACAUCCUGCAGCUGUACAGGCUUCCUUUUCACCCCUCCAUUGAUCCGUUUUUUUCUUUAAUAUACAAAUUCCACACAGUCUCAUCUUUUAAUUUAUUUUAUUUUAAGCUAUUGGAUAUCUUAUUUACUGUUCUUAUCAGGUUCUAGAACAUUUCACAUUAGUCUUUGUGUGUCCAAAUCAUUAUCACUACUGUUACUUUCACAACUAUGCACUUUUUUUUAAACUGGUCAUUUUAUACAUGCUUAUACAUGCUUUACUUGCUGUUUAAAAUGGCCACAGAAGUGUCAAAAUGCCUGUUGAAGAAGGUGUGUGUGGGUGUGUGUGUGUGCCAUGCGCACCCUUUUGUUUCGCUGUCAAAGAAAUGUGAUCAAGUGUGACAUGGCCGAGUCGCAGCAUCCUUUAGUCUGUCAGUAUAGACAAAAAGAGUAGUUUUAAAACAAAAAACAACUUCUAUACACACACAGUAUAUACAUAUAUAUACAGUACAGUACCUUGCUACUAUGACUGCAACCAAAAACAGAAGGUAGAAUAAGAUGAACUUGUAAUCUGGGUAAAUCCUCUUUGGAAACUGUUUGUAACUUCUUUCCAGAAAUAAAUGUUCAUAAUGGA